AUGCAUUCCGCCAUAGCAUUCGCAGCUCUCGCUCUGUCGGGAACAGCUUACAGGGUCGCGGGCAGCGCCUGUAAGCCUCGGUCCAGUAGCACUAUUCCCACCCUUGCUUCUUCAAUCACCGAGUCGACUAGCAUAACGACACCCACCGAUAAUGCUGCACUCCCGAAAGUCCGUAACAUAGCUGUCAAUGGCAAUAUGGCUGAGGUCGAUCCAAGCGACCCUCUUAACGUCCCCGACUGGGAUGUCAUUAACGAUGCGAAGAUUGUUGGAGGUCAAGGCCGCGAGGAGCCGGGAAGCACCGAGCAAGGCGCAUGUGCCAUGAGUGCGACAAAUACGAAGUUGGAGAGACGAGCUGUCGGAUCUGGCGUCAGCAUGUCGCAAACCAUGAGUGACCUAGAGAUCGGCACGACUUACACUAUUCGCUUUUACUACCGAGUCGUUAUAUCACAGGGCGUCACGGAUUGUCAGUUGUCUGCUAAGUUUGGAAAUUCUCUUCUUACAGAGGACUCUAUCUCUAGCAGUGAUGUAUCCGAUGCUUGGACGGAAGUUCUCAAGACUGCUGGUGCGGAAGGAAGUAGUGCUGCUCUCAACAUUCAAAUGGAGUGUCAGGGCGGCAGUGCUACUAUUCUCUUGGACUCUGUUUUUGUCUCCAACAAAGUUACGCCCGAUACCAUCGAUCAGUUUGUCGUCGACUUUGGUAACAAUGGCAGUGGUGACAAUCCUCCGCUUGUAGAAGAUCCCCAAACUACUGCAUCCGCUGGGCCAACAUCAUCCAUUGAGCCUACAACAACCGAAUCAGGACCUACAGCAGGAACUACCACAACUGCGGCUGAGUCUCCCUUCUGCUCCAAGGCCCUCAACGGAGGCUGUUGGUGGAAGGGAUCAUCGUCUGGUUGCGAAAGCCGCGGAUCUUGGCCUGGUCCUGGUGGACAAGGUCGACUUGUGCCUCGUCCAGACAACUACCCCGAGCCUUUGAGUCAGUUGUGGUGUGUAGGAUGGUGCUCACUUUCUCCCGGUUGCAGGUCUGCAGCCUACAAUCCGGUUGAUCGGUCUUGUCGCUUCUCUGAGUUUGCCGUUCAAGAUUCGAAUUUCGUACCCGGCCCUGACGUCAAUGUUGACACUGAAGGUGUUUACUACUGGCAUGACCUAUCAUGCUUCAACUGUCCCUGUAAUGACGGUGACGAGACUGAAGUUGAACCUGUUGUUACCAAGACAACAACGAAAUCCAGCCAACCCACAUCGCCAUCUGGUCCUGCUGUGAAACUUCCUCCUGCAUCUACGUGCCCCAAAUCCUUGAACGACGGCUGUACCUGGAAUGAGGCUUCGCGCGGGGGCAGUCUCAUCACCUGUCAGUACCGAGGCCGGUGGCCAGGCGCCGAUGGUGUUGGAUAUGCCGUCGAGAAACCAAGAGACUACCCCAUGGCGUUGAGCCAAAUGUGGUGUGUUGCCUGGUGUUCUCUUUCACCCGGCUGUCGAUCUGCAGCUCAUAUUCCUGAAAACCGAUCUUGCCGAUUUUCAAGUCAUGCUGUUCAUGACGACGACUUUAUCAUGGCCGAUGAUCCCAAUCGGGACUCUACAGAAUUGGGGAUCUACUACUGGCACGACCUUUCCUGUAUGGACUGUCCCUGUAGGGAUGGGAUUGAGGUCACGACACAGCCUCCCACAACACUUCAACUCUCUAUUACGUCUGCCCCUACCGAGUCUCCCACUACUCAAGAACCAUCUUCAACACUAGUAACGACAGAAAGGCCGCCCCGUCCUUCUGCUGCGACCUGA
Fusarium pseudograminearum CS3096 is the source of this 1776-nucleotide messenger RNA. RefSeq lists its product as uncharacterized. The coding region runs from base 1 to 1776 and encodes 591 amino acids. NCBI's taxonomy places the organism in Eukaryota, Fungi, Ascomycota, Sordariomycetes, Hypocreales, Nectriaceae. The transcript has a single exon. The record is from RefSeq and is a predicted model, not a curated record.